Messenger RNA from Bursaphelenchus okinawaensis, 1840 nucleotides. Lineage: Eukaryota; Metazoa; Nematoda; Chromadorea; Rhabditida; Aphelenchoididae. The record is from the annotation of a GenBank genome assembly.
AUGAACAAACCAACGGCCGAAAAGGUCAAAGGGCCGGCUAAAUAUGACAUGUCUAGGAAUAGAGAUAGGGUAGGUUAAUAUACACGAGUUUAAUGAGUUAAGGGUGCCAAAAAUGACCCAAUGGCACAAGAAAGAAAAGCCAUGGCCAAGAAGGAAAACGAGUUGAACAAGAAGAUUGAUGAGCUUACGGUAUCGUUUGAAAAAGUAAGUUUAGAAUGUAAAAGUUGUCAGAAAACUUAUUGUAAAACUAUUUUAUCAUUUUGGGCUUGCUUAGUGUUUAAAACUGAUUAACAACUAUUAUAAGACAUAGGUUUAAAUCUCAUAUUUAGGCAAAAGAAUUAGAAGAAAAGUUGAAGAAAGAAAAUGAAGUCAUAAAGAAGGACCAAUUGGAAAGGGAACUUGAAAUUGAAAAGCUGAGUCAGUUUUGGUUGUUAAGUCAACAACAACUACAGUUAUACGAACGAAAGAACGUUGAACUUGAAGGUAAAAUACAAAAGAUGCAGUCAGUUCAUGUGGAGACUGUUUCGGUAGGUUAUAAUGUAAAGUAGAGCUGGAUAAAUCACCUUUAUAUUUACUUACUAUCAGCAGUUGUCACCUUAAAACACUUCAAAUUCUAGCUGCUCCACAAAAGAAUCAGCAUGCUUCAACUAGACACGAGGCUAGAAAAAGAAAUGGCUACACAAACAGAUCCAUUUGGACUGGAUUCUGAUUGCACGGGUAUGGUAAGCGCUUCAAUUCAAACAGAAUCCGAAUGGGAUCGUGGGAAUGUGAACGACUUGUUGAAAGGGCAUGAUGAACAACUUACUGAACUCAUAGCUGAGAUUGAGAAUGCCAAAUUGCAAGCUCAAGGCGACUACAAGUUUGCUGUAGUCCAAAUGGAACAAGGACUACGGGAGGAGCAUGAGGAGGAGGUAGGUAUGAGUACUAGUCAAUAACAGUAUCAUGAUUUUCAAAAUUAAAUUGCCGUUUUAAAUUCAAGUAAUGAUAAAAACAUGGAAAUUGUGUCUUAUGGCAACACUUAAACUGUAUAUUAAUCAUAUCAGCUACGAGCAGUGAAAGAAGAAAAAGAACGUCAACUUGAAGAGAUGGUGCGAAUCCAAAACGAACAGCUACAGCAGUAUCAAGAAGCUAAUGCAGAAACCAAAGCCCAAAUGAAUGCUGAGAUAACACAGUUGAAAGUAGAGAACCAUCAAGUUCAUAUCGACCUUGUAGCGAAAGAAGAAGAGUGUAACACGUUGAAUGACAGGAUACAACAACUCGAACAUCAUUAUGAUGAUCUACAAGGCAAAUACAAGGUUUUGAGCACUAACUAUGAGAAGAACAAGGUUGAUCAGGGUGUUUUGAGGGUAAGAUUUUUAUUUCACGACCAACCUUGGUAUUUAAUAAUGCUUUAGUUACCAAUCAUCUGCACGGUGCACUCACCAGAAAUUGAGUUUGUGGAAAAAGUUCCAAGUCUAUUUGAAUGAGAAAAGCAUUUAAAGUUAAUCUUUAAUUUCUUCCAAAUCUGUAAAUUUAAAAAAGAGUAAUUACAGUACGUUUGACUUUACAGAAAGACGCCAGAACUAUCGGAGACCUUAGGAACCGGAUGGAUAAGAUCGAAGAAAUCAACGAAAUUCUGCUUGGAGAAUAUAAAAAGGUAUUUUACUUGCAAAAUCUUGUUCUUGCAUUCAUCCAUCACAAAAUAACAAUUACGGUUUAGCUUGAAGACGAGAAGAACUUGUUAAUGAAGCAGAAAUUCAAAGGAUCUUCUUCAAAACUGAACAUUAUCUCGAAAGCAAGUCAAUAUGCAGAAGCGGUUGACGACAUUCGACGUGAACAUGGCGGGCUGUACAUACAGUGA